Notolabrus celidotus (New Zealand spotty) is the source of this 9409-nucleotide messenger RNA. RefSeq names its product adhesion G protein-coupled receptor A3. The record is from RefSeq and is a predicted model, not a curated record. Gene Ontology annotation, molecular function: protein binding; G protein-coupled receptor activity. Lineage: Eukaryota; Metazoa; Chordata; Actinopteri; Labriformes; Labridae. Gene Ontology annotation, biological process: cell surface receptor signaling pathway; G protein-coupled receptor signaling pathway. Bases 468 to 4625 code for a protein of 1385 amino acids. Gene Ontology annotation, cellular component: postsynaptic density; plasma membrane; glutamatergic synapse. The transcript is spliced from 19 exons.
GUGGGAGAUGAGAGACAACUGGGUGUCAACACGGUGUGCAAGCGCUCAGACAGGAGACGAGGGUUUGUGGAUACUUUAAUAGAAUACUUUUUAUUCUCAAACACAUUUCAUUCAUGCUGUUGCUGGGAGAGGAGGAUGUGUCGCACUGAAGUUUACUCGGACUUUGAAAGCGCGCUGUGGGAAGUUUUCCCUGCUCGUGCUGCGGCUCUGGAAACAGCCUGGAGGACUUUUUAUGACACAGAAUGGCAAAGACAGAGCGCUUUACACCCGUGAUGCUUCACUUCUCUCUGUGCUUUAGUUUUAAAAGUGGCGCUGAAAGUUUACAACUGAUAGUGACGCGGCAGGUGAACACCAAGGCGCGAGAUCUGGACUUUAAUGUCACGAAAGGCGGCGUGAAAUGGUCCCGGCUGGACUCAGGAGCUGUGUGGAUAUAACUUGAACAAUAUUUGAAAGAACCUCGGUCCAACAUGAGAGCUCUACGUGUUGUGUGCGUCAUGCUCGCGCUGUGGAAGUCGAGUAUGAGCAACAGAAACUGUCCGGACCUGAUCGUUGACAGCUGUCACUGCUCGACGGAGAGGUCCAAGGAGCUGAGCCGGCAGCACGUCCGGGUCAAAGUGGUGUGUGAUGAUGUGGAUCUGAUGGACACCCUGCAGCCCAGUUUCUUGCCCAACAGAACCGUUUCCCUAAACCUGAGUAACAACAAGAUCUCCCUGCUUAGGAACAGCUCCUUCUAUGGCUUGGCUGCCCUGGAAAAACUGGACCUGAAGAAUAAUUUGAUAAGUACAGUGGAGCCUUGGGCCUUCCGCGGUCUGCUGGCUCUGAGGAGACUGGACCUGUCCAACAACAGGAUCGGCUGUCUCUCCCCUGAAAUGUUUCUUGAUCUGGGAAACCUCUCAAAAUUGAAUUUAGCCGGAAACAUCUUCUCAACUCUGACUGUCGGACUCUUCACACACCUUUUGGCUCUCAGAGUUCUGCACUUCAGCACUGAGACUUUGUUCUGCGACUGUCAGCUUAAGUGGCUUCUCCUCUGGGCUCGAAGCAACUCAGUGAGGAUCAGCAACGACACGGUGUGUGUGUUCCCCACCCACCUUCACGGACUUGAGUUUCGUAAUCUGCGUGAACAUCAGCUCAGUUGUGAUGGACCUCUGGAGAUGCCCCUCUUCCAGCUCAUCCCCUCCCAGAGACAGCUGGUGUUUCGUGGAGACCGCCUCCCCCUGCAGUGCACCGCCUCCUUUCUGGAUCGCUCGGUGGAGCUGCGGUGGCGUCACAACGGCCACAUUGUGACCACGCAAGAGGAGCAGGGCGUCUACGUGGAGGAAACCCUACUGCACGACUGCUGCCUGCUGACCAGCGAGGUCAUCCUCUCAAACAUCGACGUGGGUGUCGCUGGCAUCUGGGAGUGCCUGGUGACCAGUUCCCGUGGCAACACCACUCAGCAGAUGGAGAUAGUUGUCGUGGAGACAUCAGCGCCAUACUGUCCCACUGACAGAGUCACCAACAAUAAGGGAGACUUUAGGUGGCCAAAGACGUUAGCUGGCAUCCUGGCCUUCCUGCCCUGUGCUCCUGCCACCUUUGGCUCCGCCCCUCACCCCUCUGGCAAUGCUCCUCACCCCCCGGGUCAAAGGGAGAAGAAGGCGUGGCGGCGCUGUGAUCGAGGCGGUCGAUGGGCGGAGGAUGACUACACUCAGUGUCCGUAUGCCAGCGAGCUGACCCGCCUGCUGCAUGAGCUCACACAGAUAACCAUCAACACAACCAAUGCUCAACCUCUAGGUCAGCAGUUGGUGGCCUUCACCAGCAGGGCGGCGCACUUCAGUGAUGUCAUGGAUGUCAUCUUUGUCACACACCUGGUGGAGAGGCUGACGAGGCUUGUGGAGAAACGGAGAGAUCUCGGAGACUAUAUAUCCGACAUAGCUAGUAACAUGAUGCUGGUGGAGGAGCAUAUCCUGUGGAUGGCGCAGAAUGAGGCCCGAGCGUGCACGCGCAUCGUCCAGUGUGUGGAGCGGAUUGCUGACCUGGCACUGACCGGGGACAACCAGGUCAUUUCUAAGGUAUCUGCUAAUAUAGCUUUAGAGGCCUUUCUGAUCCGGCCCUCCAACUUUCUUGGGUUGUCCUGCACGGCACUUCAGCGUCCCUCUUCAUCAGCUACCUCGCCUCUCCCUGACAGCCACUUCCACAGUGACAAGGACACGAGCAGGGAUCGUGACGCUGAGGAAGAGUCGUUGCUCAACUUUAAAUGCCACACUGUCAACAGCAGCGGCUCACCGGCCAGCCAGCUCAGCAAGAACUCUGUGGCAGUCGCCUCAAUCCAUUUACCGCUGGCUGGUACGCCUAUCUCCUCCUCUGCGCUGCAAUCUGUUGAUAACUCCACUUGCAGGCUGCAGUUUAUUGUGUUUCGCAAUGGGAAACUCUUUCCUUGCACGGGGAAUUCGUCAAAUCUCGCAGACGAUGGAAAGCGUAGGAGCGUUUCAACACCAGUUGCAUUCACCAAAUUAGAUGGGUGCAGCCUCGGGAGCGCUGUGCACUCCGUUACUAUCGCUCUGAGGCACUUCGCUCUGGGUGUAGACCCUACCGCAGCCUACUGGGAUUUUGACCUACUGGAUGGACACGGUGGCUGGAGGGCAGAGGGCUGCCACAUAACAGGCUCCGGGGGCAACACGACCACCAUUCAUUGCACCCAUCAUAAUAACUUUGCUGUGCUAAUGGAUCUGAAGAAGGUGCUGUCUUUCCCCCCUUACCCUGGGGAGUUCUUGCACCCGGUUGUGUAUGCCUGCACGGCGGUCAUGUUGCUCUGCCUCUUCGCCUCCAUCAUCACGUACAUAGUGCACCACAGCGCAAUCCGCAUCAGUCGGAAAGGAUGGCAUAUGCUUCUCAACUUCUGCUUCCACACGGCCCUGACCUUUGCUGUGUUUGCCGGCGGCAUCAAUCGAAUCAAAUACCCCAUCAUCUGUCAAGCCGUCGGGGUCGUGCUGCACUACUCGUCUCUGUCGACCAUGCUGUGGCUCGGGGUGACGGCCAGGAACAUUUACAAGCAGGUGACCAAGAAGCCUCCGCAGAGCCAAGAUGGUGACCCACCUCCGCCCCCUAAACAGCCUCUGUUAAGAUUUUAUUUAGUCAGCGGUGGAGUGCCCCUCAUCAUCUGUGGGGUCACAGCAGCCGUCAAUAUAGACAACUAUGGCAGUGGGGAGCAAGCACUAUACUGCUGGAUGGCAUGGGAGCCCAGUCUGGGUGCCUUCUUUGGUCCUGUUGCAUUCAUCUUCCUUGUAACCUGCGUCUACUUCCUCUGCACCUUCAUCCAACUGCGAAAACAUCCAGAGAAGAAGUAUGAGCUGAAGCAGCUGACGGAGGAGCAGCAGAGGUUGGCUGCCAUCGACGUGCCGACCCACUGCCAUCAAGGAGCGGAGCCUGGCGCUCUGGCAGCCCCAUCCACCGGGGGUCACUGCCCUGCUGGCUGCCCAGGUGUACCCAUCAAUCCUGCACUGCUGGCCAAUGAGCACUCCUUCAAGGCUCAGUUACGGACCGCAGCCUUCACCCUCUUCCUGUUCCUGGCCACCUGGACAUUUGGGGCGCUUGCUGUGUCUCAGGGCCACUUCCUGGACAUGAUCUUCAGCUGCCUUUAUGGUGCCUUCUCCGUCACCCUUGGCCUCUUUGUCCUCAUCCAUCACUGUGCCAAGCGGGAUGAUGUCUGGCAUUGCUGGUGUUCCUGUUGCCCUGGACGACAGGAAAAUGCCUGCUCUGGUGCCCACGGUCCUGCUCAGGCUCGGCCUAAGGUCAACGUGAACGGAGAUACUCCUGGGCAUGGCCACGGUCACAGCCACUGCCACCAUGACUCCCCAUGUCCGGGUAAAGCCCUGAUCAGCUGCACUCACGGUAGUAUGGGUCACUGCAAACACGCCACUCUUCCAUCCUCACAAAACCAUGUUACGUGUCUGGCACCUGUGACGCCCUGUUGUGCUGCCCUGCACAGCCAGCAGCUGAUGGAAGAGGAGCCUGCAGCCACACAUGUGCUGCUACAUCCUGACCCAGAGGGUUAUCGACCUGGGAUUCAGCUGCACCCCUGCUUAAAGAGCAGCACCAGGACUAAAAGCCGUAGCAUUGGGCGCCGGGCUGGAGCAGCUACCUGUGGAGCUGGGAGUGAGAGGGAGUAUGCCUAUCACAUCCCUUCCAGUGGGGAUGGAGGUAGCGUUCACAGCUCACACACUGACAGCCCACACAGCACACAUGAGCGCCAUGCCCACAUCUGUCCACAUCUGGCUCAUGAAGGCCACCAUGAUGGGCAUCACACAUGCCAUGCUGCUGCCGCCACCACACACGAGGCCCUGGCAUGCCAUCACCCCUGCCACAGGCACAUUUGCUGUGCCAAGGCAGACCUUUUCCCCUCCCUGUGCCCGGCAGAGGCAGGCGACACGGGUGUCUUCCUGUGUGGCUGCGGCAAAGUUGCGGAGCCAGACCCAAUGGCGACACAUUGCCAUCUGGAGAUGCACGCACCGCGCAGACAAUCCUACCCCCAAAACCCUCCCAAUCAGAAUGGGAUUCUAAAAGGGGGGCUACACGAAGGACUUCUGUAUGCCUCGGACAGCACAGGGAAUAUACGCACUGGACCUUGGAAGAAUGAAACUACUGUGUAGUGUGGGAUAUACAAACAGCCCCCUGCCUCGUCCCGCCAAAAACAAACUUUGGCCUCCCCUUUCUAGAAGUAAAAAAAAAUGAAUUGAACUACAUUUUAAUUAUCACAAUCAGCGUGGGAUAUUUUUAUUUCAAUGUCCUCAUGUUUUUACGUGUGCUGUUUCACUGUACAGAAAUCUGAUAUCAUGUAAAUCCACACUCAGAACAGAAUCUCUUUGACCAAGAAAAACCCGUGACACAUUUGUUACAUCAUACUGUCAGACAUUAUUGAAGGUAACUCAACUUUUCCAUAGAACUAAGCUCUCUAUAUAUAUAUACAAGAAAAUGAAUGGUUGUAUGUUUGAAUCUGUGUGUUAGUGCUCAAAGGCAACACGCUGCAAGAUUUUUUUACACUUUGAACCCUUCCAUCAAAUAGUCUCAGAUGAUAGAGACCUCCCAUACCUAUCAAGAACUCUUGGCAUCCAUGUUUUUAGAUGACUUAACCAGCAAUUUCAGACUUCAUGGGUAUUUUUGCCAUUCAGUCCCAGUCAUGCAACUGUGAAUAUCUACUAGAGAUUUUCUGAAUUAUAUACAAAACUGUCUCCGGUGUGUGGAUGCCAGGUAACUUGUGGAAAUUCAUAGCAACAGAAAAAGUAAAGUGAAACCAACAUCCUCUUCUUGGUUGAUAUUGAUUGUGCUGUCUGUAUGAUACAUUUACUGUUGUGUUCUUUUGUUUUUCUUUUUUUUGGAAAAAAAAAAAAAGUCAAUAACAGCAGCAUCCACAGCAACACAUGGCCAUGGUGAGUAGAGAAUUGGUGGCAAUAAGCCAUUGGAACUAGUGUGGUUUUUCAUUGAAGAGGAACUCCUGUAUUUUCCAACCUGGGCCCUAUUAUUUAUUUAUCCCUGGGUCUAAAUGACGAAUAGGAAUAAGAAGUUUUGAAACUGCUCCUGUAGAUUGGUUCAGCUGGUAGCUGUGGAACAGGCUGUAGUGGUUACAAGUCAUACUUGGCGGUUAAUGUGCCCGAUCAAAGUACGACACAAAAAGUGCUUGUUUUUGCCACAGACAGGUUUAAAAAUGUUGUUCUAGGAUCCUUUUUGUAUCCACAUAAGGUCUUUACAUCACUCUCUCCACAGUCAAAAAAAUCCAAUUUAUUAUUUAUUGUAACUCUCCACCCGUUCUUUCAUAAGAGUUUCUUGUCUGCUACUAGUUUUAACGAUUAGUUUGUUUGUGACAUCAGAUAGAGUAUUGGUUUUCAAUAGUUUGUUCUUAUCCCACACACAAACACAAAUCACUACUGCUUUCUGCUGUUAUUGUCAAUGGAGUCCUGUAGAUUUUAAGAGUUAAUGUAACCACUGAUUCAGGUUUCAAAGAUAGCAUCCUAAGGUGCUUUCACACCUGUAGCUCAUUUGCUUUGUUCAGAUUCAGUAAAGUGGGCCAAACACACACCCUCAUAGGGCUGUCCUUACGUCAUAGCAUCCUUUCCCCCCUGCAUAGGUAAACAAAUGCCCUUGUGGGAAGCUGACUCCAAGACACCAACUAACAAUAGUCAGUUAACCUUCCAACAAAAAGAGUUGGGGGUUAACUUGAAGCAGUGAGGAGGUCAAAUGCCUCACUGACAUUUGGAUAGAUCAGUACAUUUUGUUAAAUGUUGGACACCUAACAAAAAUACAGAAGUUUAAAAACUUGUGAGUCAUUGCUUGAGCAAGAGGGACUUUUAUCACUAUGCCGAGAAAAGUUGCAUGAAGGCCAAGAAACUCCAUCAGCGGUAUGUAAAGGUUAGCAAAAGUGGUAGUCCCAGUGAUAAGAAUAAAUUACCUUCAUUGGACGAUCUGGACAAAUUCUCAGAUCUAAAUCGUUUUCUGAACCAGUAGGUGUCGUGUUGGUGUCAGCCUGUUGCUAGUGUAAGUAGUGUAAUGAGCCAAGCAGCUAGUUGUUCCGGUUGCUGGGUGGAUUGCGUGCUCACUGCAACUGAACUGUUCCAGGGUUCGAUUGAAAGAAAGCCGACACAACCUCUUAUAGGCGAUCUGGCCUUGCUUGUUUUGUCCCGCAUCACAGUGCGAUUGCUGUGUUCACAUGUUCAAACAAUUCAUGCCCACUUCACAUUUUGAAAUAAGUUCUCCAAACAAUCCAAGUGUGAAAGCAUCCUUACUCUGUUAAAAAAGAAGUAUGUCUCUGUUGGAAUUGCUGCAGUAAUUUUGAACAACAACUUGAGUCUGGCGCUUUAAGUUGUUUUUUGUGCUGGUUUAAGGCUGAUUUAUACGUCUGCGUCUCCCCUACGCAGCAGUGGCUGACGCGGACAUGAGCACCACAUACUUGUGCGUCGAUGUGUCCGUGUCGCGCAGCAAUUCUCCGCCGAAACGCAUGAGGGCAGUGUGGUCUCUCUGAUAGCCGGUCGCCUGCUUCCGGUCCCGCUACGAUCUCUGUUUACUUUUCCACCGAGAUUCAGAGUGUGUAAUGUUAAUCAACAGCUGAUACAUGUUGCUGUUUAUCAUACAGACAUGAUUACAUGAAGAAUAGAGAGGAGGAGAUGAAAUACACAGUCGAUGUGCGGCCGAUGUCCGGGAUCCCGGAAGUGCUGUAAAUGCGGGAAAGACAAAGCCACCGAGCGGACCAAUCACAGGGCUUGCGGUCCGCGUCGGCUCUACUGGGAGUUACAUUUUGGAGGAGGUGCAUGUCAGCUACGUGCGAAGGCCUCGGCGUAGGUACGGGAGCUACGCGGACCCCCAGCGUAGGGUACGCCGUUGAUUUAACGCAGAAGUAUAAAUCAGCCUUUAGCCUCAAGGAUGACAUUGCAACCAUUAUAACUUGUUUCCCAACUGCUGGUUGAAGACACCCACUGGAGCAAUUACAAAUCUUCCUCUCAUUACGGCUCUAAAAUGACAAAAAAUAAAAUAAAAUAGGGUCCAGCUUCAUUAAUACCAAGCAAACCUUUAAAAACUGUCACAUAGAUCCAGGUUCUUACAGUGAGUUUAUUGCCAAACCAGUGUGCAGGAUUGUAUCCACUUAAACACAGCCGACAGCAUGUGCUAUGAAACAUGAUGAAAUCAACUAACUGUAUGAUUCUGUGUAAAGCUCAACAUAUCAGGAGGAAAAGAGUGUGAAUUUUAUUAAAGAAGAAACAACAAGAUGAUUUGGAAAUCUCCCUAUAACCAAUGUAGUAUUAUUUUGGUAACACUUACCAAACCUUAUCCACAGUAAGGUAAAUGACACAUGGCAGAAUUUGGUGUCAAUGCAAUCUUAUUAUGUUUUAUGUGAUUUUAAUUUGUCUCUAAAAAGAUCCCCACAGCAGGCAUGCCUUGCUGUAUGUAGCUGCGUGCCAUGAUCAAAGAUUUUUAAUGAAUGCCCGUCCAUGAACAUACUAUUUGCCUCAACCCCCGGCGACUGCUGCAGCCUGCCAUGUAUCAGUUUUGUCACACUCUUGGAUUAAGCCUAGUCCCCAACAAAUACUGCAUUAUUUCUCACUGCUUAUCUGCGUUUGACAAGACUUUAAUCUAAGGUUUACCCCAGAAUCCAGUCCAGAAAAUCGUAAUGCCAUUGGUUCUGCUUUUGUAGAUAACUUGCUUUUGGAGAGGCCAAGGUUGAAGUGUGGAUGUAUUUUCUUUCUUACUUUUUUUUUUACCAUGAAGGUCAAAUUCUCUUUGAAGAGUUGCCCCUCAAAAGAGAAAGCUCUGUAUUGAUUUAGAAGCACUUGUUUGUUUUAGGAAUGAUGAUAUUGAGUAUGAUACUCAGUCGUACAUUUCAUCAGAAAAGCCAAACUUCAGGCAGAGCGUAUAAUCUCACAGCAAACCACCUUGGCAUGCACACCUCCUCUUUCUCCUCCAUCCUGCGCACUCUUGUCUGUGUAUAUAGGAUCUGUUUCUGAUGAAUUAUUUUAUAUGAGAUUUAAGAUAUUUAAGAAUAAAAUAAGUCUAUAUGUAAAGAAAGUUGUAUUGGGGAAAAAAAAGCUGACCUCUAAUUGUUAAUACUCAGUAUCUGAGUUUAGAAAUGUCCUUUUUGUUUUCAAAGGCCUUUUCUGUUGCAGUUUUAGUUGAAGUAUGCAGACUUGCGGUGUGUUGUGAGACUUAUCCUGUCAUAUCAGAAAUAGAAAUGCACUACCCAUUAUAAUGUUUGGCCUGCCAGAGUAGAAUAUGUCACUUACAGUACCUUUAUUAAAGAAAUGUUUGUUGGGACAGAAGUAAUUGAAUGAAAAAGUGACUUCUGCAGAGAAGUAAGAGAGGAAUAUUGAACUCCCUUUAUUAGGAUGGCAGGUUUGGCCCUGGUACACAUGAUGCAUGAAGCUCAUGGCUUUGCACAGGGCCACUGGAGUUAUUUCCAAGUCUGAGGAAAAAAAUGUAAUAUAAUUGUUUUUACUUUCUGUUUUAAAACCGUGGCAGACAAAUGGUAACACAAAGUGGGCUCCUUUGAGUGACAGAAGAUGCUGGCAGUCAGUGGUCCUGGCUUUUUAGUUCACAGAAAGGGAUUUGUAACAGUAUCACAACAAAAGAUUGAAAAACCAGCCUCUCCUGCUAAACCCACAUGAACCUGAAAAAACAUUGGUGUAGAUUAUUUGCUGUACAACAUGUGUUUUUGCUGGUGGUGUGUUUUUAGGAGCAGCCUGAGCUUCUCAGUGAUGUUUGGUAACACAGGCCACCGUAGGCCAACUUAUCUGUUGUCAUCAGUAGCAGAUGUACUGCCUCUCUAAACGAGCUUGCUGACCAGAUGGCUGCUGAAAUACUCACCUGUGGUACUGUGACAAAACCUAAAGCCAGUUUUCACUUUUUUCUACAUUGACACAGAUUCCAAUAAAUGUAUUUUUUCACCAUGCAA